CUCCUUUUCCCGCGCGCGGGAAAAAGCAGUCAGAAGAGGAGAAGGCAGGAUGGCGUCGGGAAAAGGCGGCGAGAAGCUGGGCCUACGCGGGGACUACGACGCCGAGAUGGACAAGGCGGCGUCCUUCCUGGAGGGAUUCUUCUCCAGCUCUUCCUCUUCUCUCCCUUCGGACCAGGCCGGGAAGCGCUUCCCCUACCGGGAGCAGCUGACCCUUCUGGCGCACCGCGAGGCCUCCACGCUGCGGGUGGACCUGGACGACGUGGCCGAGGAGGACCCGGCCUUGGCGGAAUCAGCCUGCGAGAACGCCCCCCGCUACCAGCGCCUCUUCGCCGACGCCGCCGCCCGGCUCCUGCCCGCCUACAAGCAGAGAGAGAUUGUGCACAAGGAUGCACUGGACGUCUACCUGGAGCACCGGCUGCUGCUGGAAGGGCGCCGAGGAGGAGGCGGGGAAAGGGGGGCUGCGCAGUCCCGCCCCCCGCAGAACAACUUCCCUGCAGAACUCAUGCGCAGAUUCGAGCUCUACUUCAAGGCUCCUUCCGGGAUGAAGCCCCGCGUGAUCCGCGAGGUGAAGGCCGACUGCAUUGGGAAGCUGGUAACUGUCCGGGGCAUCGUGACCCGCGCCUCGGAGGUCAAGCCCCGGAUGGUGGUGGCCACCUACUCCUGCGACCGCUGCGGGGCCGAGACCUACCAGCCGAUCCUGGCCCCCACCUUCACGCCGCUCCUGAUGUGCCCCAGCCGCGAGUGCCAGACCAACCGGGCCGGGGGGCGCCUCUACCUCCAGAGCCGCGGAUCCAAGUUCGUCAAGUACCAGGAGCUCCGCAUCCAGGAGCUGAGUGACCAGGUCCCGGUGGGCAACCUGCCCCGCUCCCUGACGGUCAGUGCGCAGGGGGAGAACACGCGCCUGGUGCAGCCCGGGGACCACGUCAGCAUCACCGGCGUCUUCCUGCCUGUGCGGCAGACCGGCUUCCGGCAGAUCAUGCAGGGCUUGCUCUCGGACACUUACCUGGAGGCGCACCACAUUGGCUGCCUGAGCAAGAGCGAGGAGGAGGAGCUGGGCGAAGGGGAGCUCUCCGAGGAGGAGCUGCGCCAGAUCACCGAGGAGGACUUCUAUGAUAAGCUGGCGGCCUCCAUCGCCCCCGAGAUCUACGGCCACGAAGACGUCAAGAAGGCGCUACUGCUGCUUCUGGUGGGCGGCGUGGACCAGAACCCGCGCGGCAUGAAGAUCCGGGGGAACAUCAACAUCUGCCUCAUGGGGGACCCUGGCGUGGCCAAGUCCCAGCUGCUCUCCUACAUCACCCGCCUGGCGCCACGCAGCCAGUACACGACGGGGCGUGGCUCCUCCGGGGUGGGCCUGACGGCGGCGGUGCUGCGGGACCCUCUGACGGGGGAGCUGACCCUGGAGGGCGGGGCGCUGGUGCUGGCCGACCGCGGCGUCUGCUGCAUCGACGAGUUCGACAAGAUGCUGGACUCGGACCGGACGGCCAUCCACGAGGUGAUGGAGCAGCAGACCCUCUCCAUCGCCAAGGCCGGCAUCCUGACCACCCUCAACGCCCGCUGCGCCAUCCUGGCGGCCGCCAACCCGGCCUUCGGGCGCUACAACCCCCAGCGCAGCCUGGAGCAGAACAUCCGCCUCCCGGCCGCCCUGCUCUCCCGCUUCGACCUCCUCUGGCUCAUCCAGGACCGCCCCGACCGCGACAACGACCUCCGCCUGGCCCAGCACAUCACCUACGUCCACCAGCACAGCCGGCAGCCGCCCUCCCAGCUCCAGCCACUGGACAUGGGCCUCAUGAGGCGCUACAUUGCGACGUGCAAGCGUAAGCAGCCCACGGUUCCGGAGUCCCUGGCCGACUACAUCACGGCCGCCUACGUGGAGAUGCGCAAGGAGGCCUGGGCCAACAAGGACACCGCCUACACCUCGGCCCGGACCCUGCUGGGCAUCCUGCGCCUGGCCACUGCCCUGGCCCGGCUGAGACGCGUGGACGCUGUGGAGAAGGAAGACGUGAACGAGGCCAUGCGCCUGAUGGAGAUGUCCAAGGACUCCCUUUUGGCUGACAAGGGACAGCAGAGCAGGACCCAGCGCCCCGCAGAGCUGAUCUUUGCGGCCAUCCGAGAAAUGACCGCAUCCGGAGGGGCCCGCUCCCUCUCCCUGGCCGAAGCGGAGCAGCGCUGCCUGUCCAAGGGCUUCACUCCCGCCCAGUUCCAGGACGCGCUGGACGAGUACGAGGAGCUCAACGUCUGGCAAGUGAACCAGAAGAAGACCCGCCUCACCUUUGUCUGAGUGGCACCUCCCUUCAGGGAGGGGAGGGCUUCCCACACUUUCGAGCGCUUCCUCCCCCCCUCCUUCUCCUUUUUAUAUCAUCUAGUUCAUUCCUUAGCCUUCAAUAAAGUUUUCUGUAUCUCA
Anolis sagrei ordinatus is the source of this 2401-nucleotide messenger RNA. RefSeq names its product minichromosome maintenance complex component 7 (gene MCM7). Gene Ontology annotation, molecular function: single-stranded DNA helicase activity; ATP binding; single-stranded DNA binding. Lineage: Eukaryota; Metazoa; Chordata; Lepidosauria; Squamata; Anolidae. The record is from RefSeq and is a predicted model, not a curated record. Gene Ontology annotation, biological process: DNA strand elongation involved in DNA replication; DNA replication initiation; double-strand break repair via break-induced replication. Gene Ontology annotation, cellular component: MCM complex; nucleus.